This is a messenger RNA of Diceros bicornis minor, 1803 nucleotides long. RefSeq names its product translocase of outer mitochondrial membrane 34 (gene TOMM34). The record is from RefSeq and is a predicted model, not a curated record. The transcript has 7 exons. Bases 100 to 1029 code for a protein of 309 amino acids. Gene Ontology annotation, cellular component: cytosol; mitochondrion. Gene Ontology annotation, molecular function: heat shock protein binding. NCBI's taxonomy places the organism in Eukaryota, Metazoa, Chordata, Mammalia, Perissodactyla, Rhinocerotidae.
CGGACCCGAGAGCGCGCAGCCCGUGCUGCUGGCCGGACGCGGUUCCGCACGACUCAGCGGGGAAACGGAGGCCCCUGCAGCUGCCGGGCCGGCCCCGGGAUGGCCCCCCAGCCCUCAGACUCUGCGGAGGGGCUCCGCGCCGCCGGCAACCGGAGCUUCCGCAACGGCCAGUUCGCCGAGGCCGCCGCGCUCUACAGCCGCGCGCUGCAGGUGCUGCAGGCGCGAGAUUCUUCAGACCCUGAAGAAGAAAGUGUUCUCUACUCCAACCGAGCAGCGUGCCACUUGAAGGAUGGAAACUGCACAGACUGCAUCAAAGAUUGCACUUCAGCACUGGCCUUGGUUCCCUUUGUCAUGAAGCCCCUGCUGCGGCGAGCGUCGGCCUACGAGGCUCUGGAGAGGUACCCCCUGGCCUAUGUCGACUACAUGACUGUGCUGCAGAUUGAUGGCAGUGUGACAUCAGCCUUGGAAGGCAUCAACAGAAUGACCAGAGCUCUCAGGGACUCACUGGGGCCCGAGUGGCGCCUGAAGGUACCCUCUGUCCCCGUGGUGCCUGUUUCAGCUCAGAAGAGGUGGGAUUAUUUGCCUUCAGAAAACCACAGAGAGACAGCUAAGAGCAAAUCCCGAGAAACCACAACUGCGAAGAGCAGAGUGCCUUCUGCUGGGGAUGUGGAGAGAGCCAGAGUUCUGAAGGAAGAAGGCAAUGAGCUUGUAAAGAAGGGAAACCAUAAGAAAGCUAUUGAGAAGUACAGUGAAAGCCUCUCGUUUAGUAACCUGGAAUCCGCCACGUACAGCAACAGAGCGCUCUGCUAUUUGGUCCUGAAGCAGUACAAGGAAGCAGUGAAGGAUUGCACAGAAGCCCUCAAGCUGAAUGGAAAGAACGUGAAGGCGUUUUACAGACGGGCUCAAGCCUACAAGGCACUCAAGGACUAUAAAUCCAGCCUUGCAGACAUCAGCAGCCUCCUGGAAAUUGAGCCCAAGAACGGCCCUGCACAGAAGUUGCGGCAGGAAGUUAAUCAGAACUUAAACUAAAAACCCAAAAGGAAGCAGGAAACCUCUGCCUGACCUCCUUCCUCUGGGCCUGCUCCUGGUACCCAGCAUGCCCCCGAGUAAGCUCUGAAGUACCCUCCUCUGUCCCUCAGAAAGAUGAGGGCCUCCCACUUCUUAAGAGGCUUUGCUUGUUCAAAUUAAGCUCAGUGUUGUCAAAAACCAGGCAUUGUUGUUUGCUGGAAAGGUCCCCGCUGGAGCGAAGCCCCAUUCCCCCUGCCUUGGACAGCUAGCGGAUCACACAGACGGAUCGUUGGCAGCAAAGCCCUUGGCUCUGUUGCUGCCCCAUGCAUGCUCCAGACCAAGUGCUGCCCUCCUAGCUUCCCCAGACCUGCCCCACUGUGCUUCAUCCGAGCAAACUGAGCUUGGGGUGGGGGGUGAGGGAGAAACUAGAAAACCCUGGCCCACCUGCACCCAGAGCAGCCUGUUGAGCUGGUUCUCCAGGGCUGCUGCCUCCUGCAUGGAGUUGCCUAAGCUGUUUCAAUAGCCCGGAGGUCUGGCUGCUCCUCCUGAAGGUGGGAUGGGGAGGAAGGCCUUCUUGAAGUUAGUGCCCUUCCUGUCUGGGCAGGGACUUGCCUUUUGACCCCAACAGUGGCCCCCUCCAGGUUUCUUAGUUGUUUGUAAUAUAAAGUUAAUUUGAAUGGAAGCAACUCCGAUUUUGUUGAACUGCGUGUUUAAGCUAUUGCAUUAAACGUCUUCUACAUAAAUGUCUGCUGUACUUUCAUUUAUGGUUUUUCAGCUUUGUGCUUGGAACUUUGC